CGCCCAAACAUAAAACUACGCCUCUGCAAAAUUUCGUUAAAUUCAGCAUCUCCUGCAUCAAUCAAAUUCAUCACAGCGCACGCUCUGGGAAACAUUUGCUGUAUCGACUCAUCAAUACAGCGCUUUAAAUAAUAUUAGAGAAUUAUUACACAGCACACCGCGGCGCAAUUCAUCGCCUCCGCCAUGCCUCCCCGAAAGAAAGCGCGUGGCCAACGUGCCGCAACCGACGACGAUGCUAUGGAUAUCGACACACCUAAAAGCCGCCGUAACAAACCAGUGCAUAACGACGAUCCGGAAAUCAAUGGCCUCUGGACAGACGAUCAAGUAGCCUCGCUAUUCAAAGGUGUCAUUAGGUGGAAACCUGCUGGGAUGCACAAACACUUUCGAAUGAUUGCGAUAUCAGAACAUCUCAGAAACCACGGAAUCGACCCUGAUCUUCAUCAACACACGCGCAUCCCACACAUCUGGGCAAAGCUCCGAAGCUACUACAACCUAGAUUUCAUCGACGAGCGAGAGAACUUUGACGACGAGGAUGCGGAGGACCGAUAUCUCGACUUUUCAUUGCCAACCGAAGAUUAUAAAGUAUCCAUGUUGCAGCGCGCUGUUGCCGACGUAAGCGAGGCCCCGACAUCACCGCCCGAAUUGGACAUGUCACCUCCACCACCAUCGCACGGUGGCAAGCGCAAGCGAGGCAACGCUCGCUCAAAGACUAGAGCAGCCUCCGCUGAGGACACAGAAGAUGGGACAGAUGCCGCAUCACCAGUCGCGAAACCUACUCGUGGCAAGCGUGGACGAACGCGCGCAGCAAGUCGAGCUGGCAAGGCCGAGACAACCGAAGAGGAAGACUCAGAAGAAGGCGGCGAGAGUGGCGGCGAAGACGAGGACGAGGACGAAGAUGACGAAGACAGCGACCAAGAAGAAGAGGAGGAAGCAGAAGAGGGCACUACAGCUACACGGGGACGCAGGCCGACUCGAGGUCGACCGCCUGCGCGAGGCAAGAGACGUGGUAGAGGAAGGUGAAAGUGCCACCGGCUAUAUUAUAGUGGAAUUUUAUGUAAAAGGCUUUAGUAAAAGUACAAGAUACCCCAUGCUCAGAAAGUAUUUGUCCGAAAUAAAUCAUGGUGCCAGUAAAUCAUGAUGACUCCUCUCCUUCGCUAGAGGUGCCCAUAUCUUCGUCAUUCGUUAAUAAGUCUCUCUCAUCCCCCCCUUCUUCUUCCUCUCCGUCACCAGGGUCGUCAUCCGAAGAGUCGCUCUGAAUGCUGUGGUUUUGCAACGUUUCCCACGGUGCACAGUAUUGCGUAGCUUCUGCCCAGCCCUCCUUCGAAGCGUCAAGAUCGCUUACUCUCAAGAUCGAUCUUGGGAUAGGAACCGCCUUUUUUAACUUGGGAAGUGGAUGUGACGGCGUCCUUUCCAGUGUCUUCCACAUCUGUGCUUCGGCUUGAGCGCUUGCACGCGCAUCUACCUGUUCUGCGACUUCUUCAGCUUCGCGCUCAGCUAGAACCCGGAGUGUUAGGGCUUCUCUGAAUUUCGUUACGUCGCGGAUAGUCGUGACAGAGUAUUGUAAGCCUUCUUUAACUUCAGCCUCGACAAAAGGGCCAUGCUUGCCAUCUUCAAUCUCUGAAGAUGACGAUUCAUCGUCUUCAAGGUCUGAAUCGUCGUCCAUGCUGGUUUCAUCAACUGCAGAUGAUAUUCCGCGCGUGUGCCGUCCAGAUGCUGUGCGUGCAUCUGACGCUCGGGGAUCUGGUACCCCAUGCGAAAAGAGACGAGCUUCCACAGUCUCGUAAGAAAGAAUAUCAGGAUCCGUAGCAUCGUCAUUUAUAUCUGCCAAGGGGUCAUCGUGUAUAUUCAGACGAAGCCUUCGUGCCGCGGUCGCCCAAAACUUGGAGGAAUCUCGGGUUAGUCCCAGGGAGGCCACGGCUGCACGAACAUCUCUAGCCCGGACCCUCAUCUGCAUAUCAGGGGUCGCAGAAGACUGAGUCCUUAUCCUAGACGAUGCGAUGUAUAGUGCCGUUUGCAUGAUCCGUCGGGUCAAACUCAAGGCCAGCGAGUGGAAAUCCUCCAGACAUGUUGCCCAUAUCGACGGGGGAGAUGAGUCGAUGUUGACCCAAUUUCCUUCAGGGACUGUCGAGUUCAUAAAGACCCGUCUGGAUAAAGCUAGCCAGUCUGUGAGGCUAAAGAGUGGUGUAAAGACAAAGUCUGGCAGAUCAGAUCCUGGUGUCCUUUUGUCCAGCGCGGCAGCAAUGUUUGGGGUAAUGUCCCAGUAACUUCCCCAUUUUGCGCUCUCGCGCAGUUGUUCAUGUCGUUCCUGUUUCAGAGAUAUGGCAUCUGCCGCCUCUUCUUGAGCCUGGCAACAUUCAUUGCUCAACUCGACCGCGGCCGGUAGCUCUGCCAAAGCAAGCAUCUUCGACUUGCCCCUCAGCUGACCCUGGCGCGCCUCGAAGGUCUGCUGCAGAAACCGUAGGUAGUGUUUUACCUCCAAUACGUCUUUUGUGUCGAUUCUAGCUGCUAUUGCGUCCAAAUUUGAGACUCCGAGGCGGGAAACAGCUUCAUACAACUGUGUCUUCUCCAAGGUUGACCAGUAUGUGAGUCCAACCUGGCCGGGAACUGGUGCCUCAUCAUCGUCUAGCGACACACCCAAGGCAGCAUCCUCGAUAUCAUGGUUGAGUAAUUCCAGAUACGCGGGAUUCAUUGGUCGUUUUUGGCGCUUGAACCGCGGUUCAUCUGUGCGCCCACCCGCCGACUCUUGAAGCUGUCUCUUAGCGCGGCGUUUGUCGGCACCACCCUCUACUGAGGUGCUGCUCCGCCGCCGAUGCUUUGUACCAGUUUGAGCAUCAUGGCUCGCCUGUGUAUUGAUCAAGGCUUCUUCGAUAUCCUCUGGUAAAUAUUCUUCAUUCCCGUCUUCCAUGGUUGCUUUGCAGAGGCUGGUGACGGCGAUUCUUUAGCGGUAAUGCUCAUUGUAAACCAAACGGCUGAAAAGUGGCAAAUAUUGUAGUGUGCCGUAAAUAAGUAAACAUCAAGAUGGUAUUAUACAAUUAUCUUUUAUUAAAUAGUCGCCAACGUGUAAAUGAAACAAGCGCCAGUCAAGA
[Torrubiella] hemipterigena is the source of this 3086-nucleotide messenger RNA. Lineage: Eukaryota; Fungi; Ascomycota; Sordariomycetes; Hypocreales; Clavicipitaceae. The record is from the annotation of a GenBank genome assembly.